Messenger RNA from Physcomitrium patens, 1110 nucleotides. RefSeq lists its product as uncharacterized. The record is from RefSeq and is a predicted model, not a curated record. NCBI's taxonomy places the organism in Eukaryota, Viridiplantae, Streptophyta, Bryopsida, Funariales, Funariaceae.
GCGUUUAGCCUGCAGACCUAAUUUAAUUCCACCGCUCCAUCAGACCCUCCUCGAAGUACUGGAUGCGAUCCAUCGAUUUACCGCAUUUGCGUCGUCCAAGCUUGCGCAGGUGGUCAGCUAGCGACCCUCCCAUACUCUCGGGCUCCGAAGCUUUGCUCGUCUGUGAAAGGCUCGACCUUCUUCAUCUUGUGAUCGGCGCUGUGUUGAAGAGUCCACAGUAUGGCUACGUUGUUGCAGCUAUGUCUGCCUCACUGUGCUUCACCUGCGAUUGUGUCCUUCCCUUUAAGUGCUUCUCCUUUUCAACGCCGGACAACCGUGAAAGUUGCACCUAAGUCGAUGCGGCUUUCUAUCUGCUACGCUUCAUCUGAGAAGGGAUCUCCCGACGUACUUCCCGAGGAGGAGUCCACGAUUUUCAAGGAUGAGUCGCAAGGUAUUAUCUGUUAUUACGAUGAGAAUGGCGACCUCAUUUGUGAAGGCUGGGACGAAGGCCCUCAUUUCCAGCCCGAUCCACAACAGCCUACUCUGAGGAGGCGUAGAAGAAUUAUUCCCAGUGAGGCCAUGCGUAAGGCCAUGCAAGCAAGAGGCCCUGGAGAGACAGUUGUAUUCAAGAAUAAUAAAGGCCAGAUGGGCGAUUCUGUUAGUGAAGUAGCUAAUGAGAGCACAACCUGCUCAGACCUGUAGAGUCAUAGCUGUCCGUGGCGAUGAGUAUCUGGCUGGUCGGUGGUAAAUAUUGUUCAUUACCAAGCGUCGUGUAAUGUUCGCUUCCAAUUUGGUGGUAUGCUUUUGCACUUUGAGGCAUAAUUUGAGCAGAAACAAAGUAUGCCUCAAAGUGCAGACAGUGAGAACAAACUACUUGUUUCAAUUGAACAGUGCCUCCUUGUGCAGAAUAUAUGUGUAGUGUAGCUGAAAUGAGCUGGGAAAUCCUGCUCCGCCUCUCAGUUGCCAUGAAUGAACGUGCAGUUAUGUGCUUACAGGCUGCAUGUUGUUAGUUGGGGUGAAAAACAUUCUGGGAAUGUGCUUUGCUGGGUUUGCGGAGACUACCUGCAAAAUUGUAAAACGGAUGCUAUGUGACGGGUUGAAGCAUACGCCCAAGCUUUGAAGUUCGAUCUU